Molecule: messenger RNA, 633 nt
Organism: Colletotrichum godetiae
Lineage: Eukaryota; Fungi; Ascomycota; Sordariomycetes; Glomerellales; Glomerellaceae
Exons: 2
Coding region: 1-633 (210 amino acids)
Source: RefSeq, a predicted model, not a curated record
AUGAAGUUGAACAUUCUGACACUUACCACUCUCCUGGCCUGGGUCUCUGCCGCACCACAGGACCCCCAAGUGCCCCCAGUCUCAACCUCCAUCACCACAAUCACCGUCAAAGGCCAGCCGCCCGCGCCCACCGAACCCAUACCGAACAACCCCGGCCCGGAUCCUGCUCCCGCUCCCGCCCCCGUCCCCGCUCCCGCGCCGGCUCCCUCCGACCCAUCGCAGCCUUCACCCGCCCCCGGCGGCGCCCACUGCGUCUGCGGCGCAACAUACUGCGGCAAAGUCCUCGUCGGCUUCCAAGGCUACACAACCGAACAAGUAGGCCAAGGCUACUGCGCAACCCCAGGCACAAACUGCGCCGCCGCCGCCCCCGCCGUCGAGUCCCUCGAAAACACCCUGUUCGUCUGCAUCUGCGCGCCGGGCCAAAAGACGGGCUCCGCCAUCGAGCUCAUCUGCCCCUGCCAGGGCCGCUGCAAGAACGACGAGCCCGACUUUAUCGGCCGUUGCGAGACGCCUUGUAACCUCGGCUGCGCUGCCGCUUCUGCCGCGCCGUCGUCAGUGCCGUCGUCGCCGAGUAUGAGCGCUUUUGCGGGGAUUCCCGCUGCGCCACCUGCUGCUGCUAGAAGACGGUUGUAA